Molecule: messenger RNA, 914 nt
Organism: Frankliniella occidentalis (western flower thrips)
Lineage: Eukaryota; Metazoa; Arthropoda; Insecta; Thysanoptera; Thripidae
Product: actin, alpha skeletal muscle
Exons: 2
Coding region: 34-483 (149 amino acids)
Biological process (GO): mitotic cytokinesis
Source: RefSeq, a predicted model, not a curated record
CUCUGCUACGUCGCCCUGGACUUCGAGCAGGAAAUGGCCACCGCCGCCGCCUCCACCUCCCUCGAGAAGUCCUACGAGCUUCCCGACGGUCAGGUCAUCACCAUCGGUAACGAGAGGUUCCGCGCUCCCGAGUCCCUGUUCCAGCCUUCAUUUGUGGGCAUGGAAUCUUGCGGUAUCCACGAGACCGUCUACAACUCCAUCAUGAAGUGCGACGUCGACAUCCGUAAGGACCUGUACGCCAACAAUGUCCUGUCCGGUGGUACCACCAUGUACCCCGGUAUCGCCGACAGGAUGCAGAAGGAGAUCACCGCCCUCGCUCCCUCCACCAUCAAGAUCAAGAUCAUCGCUCCCCCUGAAAGGAAGUACUCCGUAUGGAUCGGUGGUUCCAUCCUGGCCUCCCUGUCCACCUUCCAGACCAUGUGGAUCUCCAAGCAGGAGUACGACGAGUCCGGCCCCGGCAUCGUCCACCGCAAGUGCUUCUAAACCUCGAACAACUGUGAACUACCAAUUGGUGCACUUGAAACUCGAAUACCAGACUGAAUUGAUACAGUUUUGUUUGGCGAUGGUCGAACCCUGGCUGACGCCAGUCCUGCAUGACUGGGGGAAAAACAGAACACGGCUCUUUGCAUAAAAAUUGAAUCACAAUCCUGCUUGGCCGAAGUUCGCAUCCCAAAGGACGCACAGGGCCGCUGCGGCUCUCGGAAUCCACUUAAAGGGACCGGAAAGACAUUGGAAUAGCAUUUCACUUCAUUUUCUUUACAUUUAUUUCAUGUAUGUGUGCGUAUAAAAUAUUGUUUAUGAAUAUAUCUAUUGUAUUUUGGUACAUAUGUUUUGGUCCAUAACUUUCAGCAAUGGUAAACAUCUUUUUUUUUGCGACAAUUCUUAUAAAAUAAACGGAGAGAUUUUAUCAUCAA